Messenger RNA from Fraxinus pennsylvanica, 441 nucleotides. NCBI's taxonomy places the organism in Eukaryota, Viridiplantae, Streptophyta, Magnoliopsida, Lamiales, Oleaceae. The record is from the annotation of a GenBank genome assembly.
AUGCCCUGCGUGCUAUAUACUAUACAUUUUGAUCAUGUUGAAACCUGUUUGGCUGAGAAUGUUGCUGCCAUAGAACCAAAGAUAAAAAUGAUGAAAGAGGAAAGAAGCAAAAGAAAAGGUAAUAGAGAAGGGGCUAAAGAAAAGGGAAAAUUUGAAAGACAAAGGACAUGCUACUCUACUAACCAGGAUAUGGAUGAUGUUGAUGAUGAUGAUGAUGAUGAUGAUGAUGAUGAUCCCCUCAUCCUUAGGAGAAAGGUGCCCGAAAAUGGAGAUAUCGGAGCUUGGCAACCAUCUUGUGUCAUAGGCCGACCCGGAAUCGAUGCGGUUGCAUCAGCCAAAACCAGAAGAAUUAUUCAAGGUGUUGCAAAAGAUGCAGAGGAAUUUGAUCCAUUUUCAGAGCGCGGAGCAAAAGAGGGAGGCUCUGAAAUUGUUGGAUCUUGA